Messenger RNA from Metopolophium dirhodum (rose-grain aphid), 5533 nucleotides. It is a transcript of the gene mub, whose product is annotated as poly(rC)-binding protein 2. Gene Ontology annotation, biological process: regulation of gene expression; regulation of RNA metabolic process. The record is from RefSeq and is a predicted model, not a curated record. Gene Ontology annotation, cellular component: cytoplasm; nucleus. Gene Ontology annotation, molecular function: mRNA binding. The transcript has 12 exons. The coding region runs from base 863 to 2098 and encodes 411 amino acids. NCBI's taxonomy places the organism in Eukaryota, Metazoa, Arthropoda, Insecta, Hemiptera, Aphididae.
GUUAGCGCAUUCGCAUUCGUCCACGCGCGCACACGGACGGACGAGUGUUCAUCACCUUCUUCGCGGAGCCGCGCAAUCAACUCUACCAACGUACUCAUACAUACAUGUAUAUAUAAACGUAUUCUCCCGCCACAGCAGCAGCAGCAACCGUCGCGGCCGACAAUAACGUCCCGUCGAUCACGCACGCCGGUCGUCCACAUAAUAAUAAAAUACUACUCUACCACCGCCGUGCGUGUGUGUGCGUGUGCUCAUCGCCGCCGCCACCAUCGUCGUCGCGGUCGUAUCGCCGGACUUUACUCGCUCGACGUCAUCCCACCACUACACAUCAUCCGUUACCGCUAUACCACCACAAUCGUUGCCGCCGCCACAACAACCACCACCACCACCACCACCACCACCAACCACCACCGCCGCAAACACCACCAUCAACACAACCAUCGCCACUACCGCCACCAUAAAUCCUCCGCUGCUGUAACCACCAUCAUAACCGUCACCACCACCACCGCUGCCUAAACCCAUCCUCUCGAGUACCCGUUGGAUGGCUAGCGGCCACCAAACGUAACGGCAGCCAAAAUUCUUGUUCCCGUCAUAUCACUGUAGACGAUACUCCCCUGCCGAAGCUCAUCGCGACCCAACCGGUUCCAGGACAUUUAGGAUAUAUCUGCUGCCGCCACUACCGUCACCACCACUACCACCACUACGAUAACCACCUCCUCAACUACCGACACCGGAACCGCUAUCACUCGCUUGAUCAACCACUACAGAACCACUUAGCGUACACGCAAUCGGACGCUGCAAACCAACAGUCAAUCAAAGUAACUCGAAUAAUCAAGGAUUACAGGGAUUUAAACGAAAGGACCAAAUGGACGCCAAAUCGAAAGAUGACUCCAAUAUCAGCCUCACACUUCGGCUAAUAAUGCAAGGAAAGGAAGUUGGUAGUAUAAUAGGGAAAAAAGGAGAGAUUGUCAAGCGGUUCAGAGAAGAGUCUGGUGCCAAAAUCAAUAUAUCUGAUGGCUCUUGUCCUGAAAGAAUAGUGACCAUAUCAGGAUCUACUGAAGCCAUUUACAAAGCAUUUUCUUUAAUAUGCACAAAAGUUGAAGAGUUCAUUGAAAUGCAAAAUGGAAAAACUGGAGCAACAGCGAUCGGAAAAUGUGGUAUGACCCUUCGGUUGAUUGUUCCAGCAUCACAGUGUGGUUCUUUAAUUGGGAAGGGUGGUAAUAAAAUCAAAGAAAUUAGAGAAGCUACUGGAGCACAGAUACAAGUGGCUUCUGAUGUGCUUCCUCAAUCUACAGAAAGAGCAGUAACAUUAACUGGUACGAGGGACUCAAUAACGCAGUGUAUAUUUCACAUUUGUGCUGUUAUGGUGGAAUCACCUCCUAAAGGAGUAACAAUACCGUAUCGUGCUAAACCUCAGAUGGGUGCACCAGUUAUAUUGGCUGGAGGACAAGCAUUUACUCUAGCAAGUGCAGGAUCCGCAGCUGGUUGUGAUGUAGGCACCAUGAUGGUAGGUGGCGGCCCAUAUAAUGCUCCAAUGCUUAUGGUUCCUCCAUCGCCUGGUGCAGCAGCAAGUCUAGGCUUAAUUGAUCCACUGGACUAUCCUCUGCUUAAAAACGCAUUCGGGCCAUCACAAUUGGGAAAAUUGACUGGAAAUCCGUUAGCUGGUCUUGCGGCACUUGGACUUGGAAGUUUGGGAGGACCUGCGAAUUCAUUUAAUCCAGCAGCAUUGGCGGCAUUAGCUGGCAGCCAGUUGAGAUCUAAUGGUUCUGGAGCCAAUAUUAACAAUAGAUCUGGAGGCGGUCAACAAACACAUGAAAUGACCGUACCAAAUGACUUAAUUGGCUGUAUCAUUGGCAAGGGAGGAACUAAAAUCGCUGAAAUUAGGCAAAUCAGUGGAGCAAUGAUACGGAUCUCAAAUUGUGAAGACCGUGAAGGAAGUGCAAGCACAGAUAGGACCAUAACGAUAACUGGAAAUCCUGACUCAGUGGCUUUAGCUCAGUACUUAAUCAAUAUGAGGAUAUCCAUGGAGACUGCUGGACUAGCCUUGCCCGGUUAUCAUUACGUAUCACCGAAUCACAUUGUCAAGUCACCGAUUCAUUAAAUCAAUUUACAAAAGAGGUACUUGACAAAAAAUAUUGAACUUAUGUUAAAUUAAUUAUUUUUAAGAUCUGCUAUACAACACUUGGGCAUUGGAAAAGUAAAACGAUAAUGAACAUCAAAAAUAAGUUAUUAUAUAAAUUAUUUUAUUUAUCCAAUAAUGAUGAUGAUGGUUACAAUUUUUGGAUUUUCCUAUUUUAAUAGGUUAUGAACUUAUGAUAAUUAAUCUUUUGUAUUAUUAUUAUUAUUAUUAUUAUUAUUAUGGUUAUUAUUUAUUUAACCAUAGUAUUCAAUGUUUCAUUUUAUUUUUAUUUUUACCUAAUAUUAGCAUUCAUGUUUUUUAUGUUAAUAUAUAAUAAUUAUUAUUAGUUAAGUUAAGUAGGUAUGCGCUUUAGUGUUAUAUCUUAUAACUGUUCGUGUUUAUUCUUUGAAUUGUAUUAUUUAUUUAGUGUUCUAUUGGUUAGUUUCUAAGAUGUUAUUUUUUUCUGUACACACAUAAUAUUGUUGCUAAUUGGAAAUCGUACCAAAUUAUUUCACACAAUUGAGUAUUAGUUAAGGUACAAAUAGGCACUAAUAUUUAAAUACUAUUCUUGUGUGUCAAUAGAAUCAGUAAUUUUUAUUUUUGCAGUCAAAAUGCAUUUUUGCAUUUGUUGUCAGAUAAAGCAAUACCUACAAUAAAAUAGGUUAAUAUAAAUGUAUACAAAAUACAAAUAUAAUAUUCUAUAGUAAUCGUAUACAGGGUGAGUCGGAUAAUAGUUUAGAACGUAUCCAAUUAUAAGGACAGCUAUAUAGCUAAGUCCAACUGAGUAUACAUUUAUUAAUAUGGGUUACAAACAGGUACCUAGUUUGGGUUAUUUGAGGAAUGGUUAUUUUGUCGUUCAAUCUCAGUCCAGAAUAACAUUAGUGUUAUUCGGGUACCAUAUUAGUUAUACCGUCCCACCCUGUAUAAUUUCCUAUAAUAUAAUUAUGUUAACUUCGAAAUAUUGAUUUCUGGUCACUAUUAAACUCCUACAUAUAUAUUGGUGAACAAACUCCUCAAUAAUCUUAAAAUAAAAUAAUGUUUUAUUCGUAGCUUGUCUAAAUUUUUUAAUUAAAAUGAUCGGCAAAACAAAUUAAUAUAGUGCCAAAAAAAAUAAAAUAAAAAAACAAACCAUCUUUGCUGGUUAAAAUGUGAAAAUAUGUGCCAAAUAACAAAAUUAUAUAUAUAUUACAUACAUAAUAUAUAUAUAUAAGAUUGUAAGAUGUAGCAAUAAUAAAUAAUAUAUUUUAUGGAAAAUAUGAAUUAAUGGCCUUACUGGCGUUAGUGCAUAUGUUAUAUAGGGAUAAAUUUAUAAUAUUUCCAAUAAAUCAAUUUUGUUUAGAAGCUUUAAACAUAAACGCUAUUUAAAUAUCUCUCUUAGAUGCACUCUAUUCAUUAGCAUAAUAGCAUUAGGUACGUUAAAUAUAAAUAUAAACAUUUUCUUUUUGAUAUAUUAUUUUUUAAAACAAGUUUAUAGACACCAAAGUCUUACCAAUAUGAAGUACGUAAAUUGUACACUGUGUCAAAACUCAAAGGACAAAGGCGAAAGGGUAUGCCACCGGGGGCAAAUAAAAGGUUAGUGAAAAUAAAUACAAACUUAUCGUCAAUAUAUUGUUCUUGGCGCGCACAAUUUUUUAUCUUCAAUACAAGUUGUUUUAUUUUAUUUUUUAUUUAAAUGAUAUAAAUGUAGUUGAAAAUAUUUUUUGUAACGUAUUCUUGUAGCUUAAUGAUUUUUUUUUUGUAAUAAACUAAAAAAAAAAAAUAAAGUGUGAUAUAAUAAAUAGUCAGGGAUGCAUAAAUUAUUAAACUUUGGUAUCUUGACCCAUAGUUUGAUAAACGAAAUGCAGCACAUAUUAUAUUUUAUUAGAGUUUCAUACAGGAUUGAUUUGGACAACAUUGUGGCAAAUGUCAUGAAACUUCUAAUAAUCGUAAUACACAUUUAAAACAUUUAAAUAAUUUUAUCUAACUUUUAAAAUUUAGAAUAUUUUAACAAUAAUAAUAAUAUCGUUUAUUAUCAUAAACAUUAGAGACAAUCAUGAAUUUUUAUUUUAGAUAUUACAUACAUUUUGUAGCCACAUAGAAAAUUAAAAAAACAUAUUUAAUUCGCAAUAUUUAAUGAAAAAAACCGGUUUACGGUGGAUAAUAUUUUUGGGCGUAAACAAUUGUCAUCCGAACAGUAACCAUUGAUAAAGUACGCAAGUGCAUGAUUUUUUUUAAAUGUUUAUGUACAAGAUAAUAUAUGCAUUUUAUAUUUAUAAACAUUUAUAAACCUAUUUAAAGUAAAUUAAGCGCGUGCUAAAAAAAAAAUAAUAAUAAUAAUAAAAAUUUUUGUGAAACACAAAAAGGGUAAGAAUUUUUUUUAUAAUAUGUAUAAAUAGAUACCUAUAUACAUAUUUGUUUUGUUUGAUCUCAUUAAAUUAAUUACAAAAAAAAAAAAACAAUAUUCACACAGAUGUAAGAGAAGUUAUUAUUUUAUUAUUUUUAGUUUUGUUAUUAUUAAUCUUGAUUUCAACAAAAUAAAAUAAAAUCAUAUUUGAGAAUCUAACAUAUCCCAAUCAGAACCUAAUUGAGUGAUGACGAUUAUAAUAAAUAAAUAGCAUAUCGCGUACACCAGCAUAUCCAUUUUCCGCACACGACCAUAUCAUGACGAUUCGAGUGAAUUUGUUUUUUUUUCAAAAUUUUUUGUGUCCUAUUCUGAUAAACCUGCCUUAGUGGUGUUUGGGAAUUGAAAAUAAAAAUUUGAAAACUCACAGAUCACAGUUACUUGAUGGCAGCAUCUAACAAUCCAAUGGUAUUAGAAUUAUUGAAAACCCAAUAAUUUUGUCACCAAAACAUUAUUUAUUGUUGUAUUAUUUGUAUUAUAUUAUUAUUAUUAGUAUUAUUAUUAGUACUGUUAACCACUUAUUAACCAUAAUUAUUAGAUUAUAUUGAUUGUAUACCUAGUUAUUUUAGUUAGACACUUAAGUUUUACUGUUUUAGGGAUAUUUGCGUUAAUCCAGUAGUCUAAAUAUUAUUGUCAUUAUAACUCCUAGAAUUCGGUUUUUUUAACCUUUCAUAACACACACACUCUCUCUAUCUAUCUAUCUAUUUAUCUAUCUCUGUCUCUCUCUCUCUAUCCCUCAUUCUCUCUUAUUAAUAAUGAUAGAAUAUACCUUAAAACUAAUUAACACGUCUUACAUUAAAAAAAUAAUAUAUUAUUAAAUAUUGUGAAUUACGAUUUCAAUAUUGUCACUACUAUUAUAUUAUAGUAUUUAGUCUAUAGUCAAGUUUACCAUUUAAUCCGUAGUAUUUUGACAAUGCUAAAAUAUAAGCUAUUGUAUUUUAACUUUGUUUGUUCGAUAUUGUAUAUCGCAGGGUUUAAAAAAAUAACAAUUAUUAUGCUUACACAGUUGUAUUUAAAUACAUAUUAUAUAUUAUAUC